Molecule: messenger RNA, 1347 nt
Organism: Clarias gariepinus (North African catfish)
Lineage: Eukaryota; Metazoa; Chordata; Actinopteri; Siluriformes; Clariidae
Product: thymus-specific serine protease
Exons: 11
Coding region: 1-1347 (448 amino acids)
Biological process (GO): proteolysis
Cellular component (GO): endosome; lysosome
Molecular function (GO): dipeptidyl-peptidase activity; serine-type exopeptidase activity
Source: RefSeq, a predicted model, not a curated record
AUGCACGAAUUUCAUCUCACCGAGGGUCAGAUUCACCAGAAACUUGACCAUUUUAACAGCAGAAACACGGACACUCUUCUUCAGAAAUACAUUGUGAAUGAAGCGUACUGGAAAAAGACUGAUGGUCCAGUGUUUCUCUACAUUAGUGGUGAAGGCGCGUUGUCAAAAUUCAGCUUGUUGGCUGGUCACCAUGUGGACAUUGCAAAGAAGCAUGGAGCACUCCUGGUGGCCCUCGAACACCGUUUCUACGGCUCGAGCAUCAAUCCUGGUGGCCUGGAGCUUUUGAAUCUGCAGCACCUUUCUAGUCAGCAGGCCCUUGCAGAUCUGGCUGCUUUCCACAGCUUUAUCAGUCAGAAAUAUGCCCUCACUGACAAGAACAUCUGGAUCAGUUUUGGGGGCUCGUAUGCUGGCGCUCUCUCCGCCUGGUUCAGGGGAAAGUUCCCUCACCUCGUCUAUGGGGCAGUAGCAUCCUCGGCUCCCGUUCAGGCCAAACUGGAUUUUUCUGCUUAUAACAAGGUGGUUGCACAUAGUCUUACAGAAGAGGAUGUAGGUGGCUCUUAUAAGUGUUUAAACAGUGUUCGUGAGGCCUUUGUGGAUCUGAAGGCAGCUCUGCUUGGGGAUAAUGAGAUGAAGGUGGUGAAGGAUUUUGGAUGUUGUGAUGUGCCAAAGAGUCCAGAGGACUGGACCGAGCUCGUGCAGAGCAUGGCUGACAUCUUCAUGGGAAGCGUGCAGUACAAUGAGGAAGGAGUGAUGCCAACCAUCGCUCAAAUCUGUGACAUAAUGACCAAUCAAAGCCAAGAGGAGGCCUAUGACAGGCUGGUCAGACUUUCAGCGAUGUAUCGUGCUAUGUCUAAGGAACGUUGUCUGGAUAUCUCUCACCAACACACCAUGCUGAAUCUGAAUGAAAGCACCAGGGGCAGCUUCGGGUACAGACAGUGGUACUACCAGACCUGCACAGAGUUCGGCUUCUAUCAGACCUGUGACGAUGCUAGCUGCCCAUUCGUGCGCACUGUGACACUGAAGGACCACACUCAGCUCUGCCUGCAGCUGUUUGCGAUUCCUGAAGACACACUCCCCAUGAACAUCGCCUUCACCAACCAGUACUACGGGGGACAUCAAGCCAAAACUCAGCGUGUGCUCUACAUCAAUGGUGACAUUGACCCAUGGAUGGAGCUAAGUAUUGUGCAUAAUGGGACCGGGGUGGAUGAGGGCAGAGCCAUCGUGAUUCACGGAGCUGCUCACUGCGCAGAUAUGAACCCUGCACACUCCAGGGACAAGCCCUCAUUGCGCCAGGCCAGGAAGGAAAUUGAAAGGCAUGUUGUCAUGUGGCUGAAGAGUGCAGCAUGA